Messenger RNA from Aureobasidium melanogenum CBS 110374, 1356 nucleotides. RefSeq lists its product as uncharacterized. The transcript has 2 exons. Gene Ontology annotation, molecular function: peroxidase activity. The coding region runs from base 1 to 1356 and encodes 451 amino acids. Lineage: Eukaryota; Fungi; Ascomycota; Dothideomycetes; Dothideales; Saccotheciaceae. The record is from RefSeq and is a predicted model, not a curated record.
AUGAAGUUCAAUCUCGCCAUUGCAGGAGCUGUGCUCCCCUCAGUCGCCUUGGGUUUCCCCCAGAUGAUGGGUGGUUCCAGAGAGGACAUGAUGAGAAUGCUUGAGAAGAGAGCCGCUGAGGAGCAAUUGGCCAAGAGAGAACCUCAAAUCCUUUCUGGCGUGACAGAUCUUCUCAGUACCGUCGUCAACGACGUUAGAGGUCUCCUAGAAGGAUCCGUCGCUGAGGGUAUCUUGAACCCCUCAGACAAGCGUCCCGAACCUGGCUACACUUUCCAGGCACCCGGCCCUAACGACAGCCGUGGUCCUUGCCCUGGUCUCAACCUUCUCGCCAACUAUGGUUACUUGCCUCGCAACGGCUAUGUUAACUAUGGCCAAGUUCUGGAAGCCACCGCACGUGGUUUCAACAUGGGCACCGACCUUGCUACAGUGUUGGCUGUCUUCGCCAUCUUGGCUGAUGGUGACCUUGUCACUGAGUCCUGGUACCUCGGUGCUGGCCCUAACAAUGUUGGUGGUUUGAACCGUCAUUCCACCGUCGAGGCCGACAUUUCUCCCCACCGUGAGGACUACUACACUGGCUGUGGUAACAACCACGCCGUCUCAUCCCGCCUUGUCAAGCAGGGUGUUGAGCUUGUUGCAGCUAGCAGCAACAAGCAGUACGACAUGUCAGUCAUGGCCCAGCAGUACGCCAAGAACGCCGACUUCAGCAAGCAGUACAGCCCCUACCUCUAUGCCUUCCCCUUCCCUCAGAUUGUCUCUCUCGGUGCCUUCGCUUUCUAUCCCAACUUCUUCAGCAACGGUACCUACGGUUCCGGUGGUGUCCCCAACUACGAAUCCGUCUCUAGCAUCGUUGGCUGGAAGCUCAACGAGAACACUGGCGAUUUCGAGUACGUUCCCGAGAAGUGGCCCGAGAACUGGUACCGCCGUAGCACCCCUUACGGUGCUGUUGAGGCUCUCACCGACGCCUACACUCAGAUCUACCCCUCCAACAUUGUCGUUCCCGGAGCCUCUACCCUCCUGACUCCCAACUUCAACGCCACCACCCUCCUUUGUGACAUCUACCAGGGUAUCCAGUCUAUCACCCCUCUGAUUCUCAGUGGAACUGAGAAGGAUGUUGCCACUGCUGUCAGCUGGGCUCUCGGCAAGCUCACUCCUAUCCUCGGUGGUGGCGCUCUCGGCUGCCCUUCGAGCGACCUCUCACCCGAGGAGGGCGAUAUUCUCUUCCCCAGCGCCAGCGCAACUGGUGGUCCCAUCAACUCUCCUUCCGCUCAGGCUACCAACGCUGGCAACAACGUUUACAACAAGGUCUACUUCAAGACCGCACCUACUUCCCCCGCCUGCAGCGCUGGCGCCCCUUAA